Molecule: messenger RNA, 6743 nt
Organism: Clunio marinus
Lineage: Eukaryota; Metazoa; Arthropoda; Insecta; Diptera; Chironomidae
Source: the annotation of a GenBank genome assembly
UGUAAACAAACAAUUUGUUGAUAUCAACAAAAAAAAUCAGUAAAAUUAAUUUUCAUAGCCUUUCAUAAAUUUAAAAAAUAAAAAUGAGUGACGUCUGUCGUUUAUGUGGUGACUUGAAGUCUUACCAUGAGCUUCAAGAUAUUUAUGAUAGUGAAUCAGACAUAAUAAUGAAACUCGAAAAUACUUUGAAAGUUAAAUUUGAAUUCAACAAAAUGCUUCCGAAUUCUGUUUGUUGCGAAUGUGUGAACAAUUUGGAAAGGUGCAGCCAAUUUGCAGAAUUGAUCUCAUCUGUACAAGUCAAGCUUAAACUCGAUCUUCAAGAACAAUUACAAAUGAUUGUUCCAAAUGAUGAAUUGCUGAAUUAUUCUCAUGACAUUGAAUUUAAAAGUUUAGAAAUUAAAAUAGAAAAGCUUGAUCCUGAUAUCCUUGAACAGCUUACUGCUAGAAGACGAAGUACGAGAAUAAGAAAAUCUGUUGUUCCAUUAGAUAAUUCGAAGAAUACUCAAAAAAUUAGAUCGAAGAAGAAUCCUAAAAUAAAACGAACAUUUUUCAGAAAACCAUUGAAGAAUGCGGAAAAAUUUCAAAUGCACAAUCUCUUUAAAAAUGAACUAGAAGGUCGUUUUGUAGUUCAACCGCAAGAUAUGGACAUUGGCGAUCACCAACCGAGUGAAGGCGGAGUUUUACCAGAUGCAUUGCUGGAAAAGUUCAAGGGAAUUAGUUGGAAAAAUUAUGAAUGGAAAUGUGAAGAAUGUCAGGAAUCUUUUGAGAAUGGAAUUGAUCUCGAAAAGCACAGUUUAAAGCAUCACAAGAAGCGAGUUAUUAGAGAUUGUUGUGCAAUAACGUAUCUCACCCACGCCAGAUAUAUUUGCCACAUAAAUGAGAAACAUCAGCCUGAACUCAAAUAUUGCUGUUUGAUUUGUUCAGAAUAUCGAACAAGUUUUCUUCAUCUCUACCAACAUAUGAAAUCUUCACAUCCAAAUUACAAAUUUUAUUAUUGUUUAUAUUGUGGAGAAUAUUUGAACAGCGGAACUAUGCUUUUCAGGCACAUUGAUGACAAACAUUUGCCGCUUCCCCUUUCAUAUCACUGCGAUAUAUGUGGAGAAAGCUUUUCUACUAAGGAUAAGAUUUGGAAACAUGUCAUAUUAUUUCAUAUGAGACGUCGAGAAUUCUUGAAUAAAAAGAAAUCAUUCAUGUGUGAAAUUUGUGCUUUAAAUUUCAAAACUAUAACUACGUUAAAAAAUCAUCAGGAUGCUUUACAUGGCGAUAAACCUAAUAUAGUUUGUCCGCAUUGUGGAAAAGAAUUCAAACUACAAAAGAAAUUGAGAAUCCACAUUAGAAGGAUCCAUGAUUUUCAAGAGUCGCUAGUUACUUGUGAGAUUUGUGGAAAAUCUGUAAAAUCUUUCUAUUAUAAAGCCCACAUGAGGGCUCAUACCGAUGAAAAGCCGUUCAAAUGCAAAUUUUGUCCACGUGAAUUCAAAUAUUUCAGUGGAUGCAGAUAUCAUGUGCGAGCUGCGCAUACAGGCGAACGUCCUUAUCGUUGUCCAGUGGAAGGCUGUAAUCAAGUCUUUAUAGAUUUUCCCAACUCUAGUAAACAUAUUAAAACUUCUCACGGUUUGAAGGAUGUCAAACCUAUUCGCAUUAAAACAUCAGUUAAAUUAAUUUAUUUGCCAUCUCACAAGCAUUUAAUAAAGAAAAUAAGUAUGAGUGUGUGUCGUUUAUGUGGUGACUUGAAGUCUUACCAUGAGCUUCAAGAUAUUUAUGAUAGUGAAUCAGACAUAAUAAUGAAACUCGAAAAUACUUUGAAAGUUGAAUUGGAAUUCAACAAAAUGCUUCCAAAUUCUGUUUGUUGGGAAUGUGUGAACAAUUUGGAAAGGUGCAGCCAAUUUUCCGAAUUGAUCUCAUCUGUACAAGUCAAGCUUAAACUCGAUCUUCAAGAACAAUUACAAAUGAUUGUUCCAAAUGAUGAAUUGCUGAAUUAUUCUCAUGACAUUGAAUUUAAAAGUUUAGAAAUUAAAAUAGAAAAGCUUGAUCCUGAUAUCCUUGAACAGCUUACUGCUAGAAGACGAAGUACGAGAAUAAGAAAAUCUGUUGUUCCAUUAGAUAAUUCGAAGAAUACUCAAAAAAUAAGAUCGAAGAAGAAUCCUAAAAUAAAACGAACAUUUUUCAGAAAACCAUUGAAGAAUGCGGAAAAAUUUCAAAUGCACAAUCUCUUUAAAAAUGAACUAGAAGGUCGUUUUGUUGUUCAACCGCAAGAUAUGGACAUUGGCGAUCACCAACCGAGUGAAGGCGGAGUUUUACCAGAUGCAUUGCUGGAAAAGUUCAAGGGAAUUAGUUGGAAAAAUUAUGAAUGGAAAUGUGAAGAAUGUCAGGAAUCUUUUGAGAAUGGAAUUGAUCUCGAAAAGCACAGUUUAAAGCAUCACAAGAAGCGAGUUAUUAGAGAUUGUUGUGCAAUAACGUAUCUCACCCACGCCAGAUAUAUUUACCACAUAAAUGAGAAACAUCAGCCUGAACUCAAAUAUUGCUGUUUGAUUUGUUCAGAAUAUCGAACAAGUUUUCUUCAUCUCUACCAACAUAUGAAAUCUUCACAUCCAAAUUACAAAUUUUAUUAUUGUUUAUAUUGUGGAGAAUAUUUGAACAGCGGAACUAUGCUUUUCAGGCACAUUGAUGACAAACAUUUGCCGCUUCCCCUUUCAUAUCACUGCGAUAUAUGUGGAGAAAGCUUUUCUACUAAGGAUAAGAUUUGGAAACAUGUCAUAUUAUUUCAUAUGAGACGUCGAGAAUUCUUGAAUAAAAAGAAAUCAUUCAUGUGUGAAAUUUGUGCUUUAAAUUUCAAAACUAUAACUACGUUAAAAAAUCAUCAGGAUGCUUUACAUGGCGAUAAACCUAAUAUAGUUUGUCCGCAUUGUGGAAAAGAAUUCAAACUACAAAAGAAAUUGAGAAUCCACAUUAGAAGGAUCCAUGAUUUUCAAGAGUCGCUAGUUACUUGUGAGAUUUGUGGAAAAUCUGUAAAAUCUUUCUAUUAUAAAGCCCACAUGAGGGCUCAUACCGAUGAAAAGCCGUUCAAAUGCAAAUUUUGUCCACGUGAAUUCAAAUAUUUCAGUGGAUGCAGAUAUCAUGUGCGAGCUGCGCAUACAGGCGAACGUCCUUAUCGUUGUCCAGUGGAAGGCUGUAAUCAAGUCUUUAUAGAUUUUCCCAACUCUAGUAAACAUAUUAAAACUUCUCACGGUUUGAAGGAUGUCAAACCUAUUCGCAUUAAAAAGCUUGAUCCUGAUAUCCUUGAACAGCUUACUGCUAGAAGACGAAGUACGAGAAUAAGAAAAUCUGUUGUUCCAUUAGAUAAUUCGAAGAAUACUCAAAAAAUUAGAUCGAAGAAGAAAACUCGAAUAAUUAAGUCGAAGAAGAACGUUCUCAUUCUGAACGGUGAUAAACCAUAUAAAGUUUGUCCGCAUUGUGGAAAAGCAUUCAAACUUCAGGCACAAUUAAGAAUCCACAAAAGAAGGAUCCAUGGUUUUCAAAAAACGUCAGUUACUUGCGAGAUUUGUGGAAAUUCUGUGAGAAAUUAUAAAACGCAUAUGAUGAUUCAUACCGGUGAAAAUCCAUUCAAAUGCAAGUUUUGUCCACGUGAAUUCAAACACUCUUCUGGAUAUGAAUAUCACGUGCGAGCUGAGCAUACAGGCGAACGUCCUUAUCGUUGUCCGGUGAAAGGCUGUAAUCGAGUAUUCAUAGACUCUCGCAACUCUAGUAAACAUAUUAAAGCAUCUCACGGUUUGAAGGAUGUCAAACCUAUUCGCAUUGAGAAUCCGAAAAAGAAGUAUAAAAGUCACAAAGAAAUACCAAUAACCUUUGAAAUACCAUUGAAGGUAUCGGAAAAAUUCCAAACAUACAUUCUCUUUAAAAAUGAACUAGAAGGUCGUUUUGUUGUUCAACCGCAAGAUAUGGACAUUGGCGAUCACCAAGCGAAUGAAGAAGGAGUUUUACCUGAUGUAAUGUUGGAAAAGUUGAAGGGAAUUACCUGGCAAAAUUAUGAAUGGAAAUGUGAAGAAUGUGAAGAAAACUUUGAGAACGUGGUGGAUGUCGAAAAGCACAGUUUAAAGCAUCACAAGAAGCGAGUCGUUAGAGAUUGUUGUUUAGAAACAUAUAAGACCUACCCCAAAUAUAUUUUCCACAUAACUGAGAAACAUCAGCCUGAACUCAAAUAUUGCUGUUUGAUUUGUUCAGAAUAUCGAACAAGUUUUCUUCAUCUCUACCAACAUAUGAAAUCUUCACAUCCUAAUCAUAAUUUUUACUUUUGUUUAUACUGUGGACAAUAUUUCGUCGGCGGCACAAUUCUUUACAAUCAUAUUCAUACAAAACACAUUUUGCUGCCACUCUCGUAUCAAUGCGAUCUAUGUGGCAAACAUUUUUCUGUAAAAAAUCAGCUUUGGGGACACAUGACUAACCAUGUAACCAGUAAAAAUCCAAAAUCAUUCAUGUGUGAAAUUUGUGCCUUAAGUUUCCGAAGUAUUUUUACUUUACAAAGUCAUCAAAAAAGGCACCUGGAGCAAUCUGAACAAUCUUGUCCUUACUGUGGAAAGUUAUUUGGCAAUAGAUUUCUCGCACUAAGUCACAUCAAAAGAGUACACGGAACUAGAAUAAAAGAAACCUGUGAAAUAUGUGGAAAAGUUCUCUCAAAUAAUCGUUUUAAACGUCACAUGGAUGUUCAUACCGGUGAAAAUCCAUUCAAAUGCAAAUUUUGUCCACGUGAAUUCAGACACUCUUCCGGAUUCAUUUAUCAUGUGCGAGCUGAGCAUACAGGCGAACGUCCUUAUCGUUGUCCAGUGGAAGGCUGUAAUCAAGUAUUUAUAGACUAUUCCAACUCUAGUAAACAUAUUAAAACAUUUCACGGUUUGAAGGAUGUCAAGCCUAUUCGCAUUGAAACAUCAGUAAAAUUAAUUUAUUUGCCAUCUCACAAGCUUUCAAUAAAGAAAAUAAGUAUGAGUGUGUGUCGUUUAUGUGGAGGCUUGAAGUCUUAUGAUGAGCUUCAAGAUAUUUAUGAUAGUGAAUCAGACAUAAUUAUAAAACUCGAAAAUACUUUGAAAGUUGAAUUGGAAUUCAACAAAAUGCUUCCGAAUUCUGUUUGUUGGGAAUGUGUGAAUAAUUUGGAAAGGUGCAUCCAAUUUGCAGAAUUGAUCUCAUCUGUACAAAUCAAGCUUAAGCUCGAUCUUCAAGAACAAUUACAAAUGAUUGUUUCAAAUGAUGAAUUGCUGAAUUAUUCUCAUGACAUUGAAUUUAAAAGUUUAGAAAUUAAAAUAGAAAAACUUGAUCCUGAUAUCUUUGAACAGCUUCAUGGUGGAAGACAAAGUACGAAAACAAAAAAAUCUGUUGUUUCAUCCGAUAAUUCGAACAAUACUCAAAAAAUUAAGACGAAGAAGAAUCCUAAAAAGAAGCAAGAAAGUUGCAAAGAAAAACCAUUGAAGAAUUCUGAAAAAUAUCAAAUGCACAUUGUCUUUAAAAAUGAGCUAGAAGGUCGUUUUGUUGUUCAACCGCAAGAUAUGGACAUUGGCGGUUACCAACCGAAUGAAGAUGGAGUUUUACCUGAUGCAAUGCUGGAAAAGUUGAAGGGAAUUACCUGGAAAAAUUAUGAAUGGAAAUGUGAAGAAUGUGAAGAAAACUUUGAGAACGUGGUGGAUGUCGAAAAGCACGGUUUAAAGCAUCACAAAAUGCGAGUCGUUAGAGAUUGUUGUUUAAAAACAUAUAAGAACUACCCUAAAUACGUUUUCCACAUAAUUGAGAAACAUCAACCUGAACUCAAAUAUUGCUGUUUGAUUUGUUCAGAAUAUCGAACAAGUUUUCUUCAUCUCUACCAACAUAUGAAAUCUUCACAUCCUAAUCAUAACUUUUAUUUCUGUUUAUAUUGCGGACAUUUUUUCUGUCGUGGAACUACGCUUGACGAUCAUGUUCACACAAAACACAUUGUUCUGCCACUUUCGUAUCAAUGCGAUCUAUGUGGAAAACAUUUUUCUGUAAAAAAUCUGCUUACUUCGCACAUGUUCUACCACUUCUACCGUAACAAUCCCAAAUCGUACUUGUGUGAAAUUUGUGCCUUGAAUUUCAAAAGUGUAAAUAGUUUACACUGUCAUCAAAGAGUGCAUCAUAAGCCAUCUGAAAUAGCUUGUCCUAACUGUGGAAAGUUAUUCAGCAAUAGAGUAAGUGUUAAAACUCAUAUCAGAAGAGUGCACGGGAAUAGAAAGAAGAUAAAAGUAACCUGUGAAAUAUGUGGAAAAACUUUGAUGAAAAAUCGUUUUAAACGUCACAUGGAUGUUCAUACCGGUGAAAAUCCAUUCAAAUGCAAAUUUUGUCCACGUGAAUUCAAACACUCUUCCGGAUUCAUUUAUCAUGUGCGAGCUGAGCAUACAGGCGAACGUCCUUAUCGUUGUCCAGUGGAAGGCUGUAAUCAAGUAUUCAUAGACUAUCCCAAUUCUAGUAAACAUAUUAAAACAUCUCACGGUUUGAACGAUGUCAAACCUAUAUAUGAAAAAAGUUUAAUGUUGAAUGAUUAAAGUAUAAGUUAUGAUAAAAUGCUUAACAUUAAUAAUUAAAUUUUAAUGUUUACAUCCUUCAACAUAGUUUCUAUUCUUAAAAAAAACUAUUGCUAAAAUACUUCACUCAUAAAAUAAAAAGAUUUUAUUUCUAUUUAGAUAGAUAUAUUACAAAUUAUAAUUGAUAGUUUGAAAAAUAAUAAAAAUAAUUUAAGAAUAAGUAAC